Messenger RNA from Cuscuta epithymum, 795 nucleotides. The record is from the annotation of a GenBank genome assembly. Lineage: Eukaryota; Viridiplantae; Streptophyta; Magnoliopsida; Solanales; Convolvulaceae.
CACAUAGUCCAACGAGAUGGGACGCCGUCAUCUGAAAACCGAUCAACGGUCAGAUCCUAACUAGUUGGUUAUGCUUUCAUACUUGGUAGAUGAUAUUCAUGAGAUCAAAACGCACUGGCCAUAUAUAUCAUCUCUGAUUUCCUUAGCUCUAUUUUCCCGGACUAAGAAUUAGAGAAGAAAUUAUGGCUUUCUUAGCAACGGCUGAAGUUUGUGAUUCUAAUAUAGCUUAUCUUGCGAGUGGUGAGUUGCGGGUACUACAUCCUGUUUUUCAGAUAUAUGGGCAAUGCCGUGCAUUUUCUGGCCCCAUUGUUACUCUUAAGGUGUUUGAGGACAAUGUGUUAGUGCGGGAGAUUCUUGAAACCAGAGGUGAAGGCAGAGUCUUGGUGAUAGAUGGUGGUGGAAGCUUGAGAUGUGCUUUGGUAGGAGGUAACUUGGUGCAGCUAGCUCAGAAUAUGGGUUGGGCUGGCAUUGUAGUCAACGGUUGCAUAAGAGAUGUAGAUGAGAUCAAUGGGUGUGACAUUGGGGUCCGCGCAUUGGCAUCAAACCCUCUGAAACCCAACAAGAAGGGCAUUGGUGAGAAAUAUGUACCUGUUUAUGUUUCUGGAACCUUAGUUCGUGAUGGGGAAUGGUUGUAUGCUGACAGUGAUGGGAUUCUCAUCUCUAAAACUGAGCUCUUCAUCUGAUUGAGGUGGCAUAACCAUGCUUUCAUUGGCCCAUCUCACCUUAUGCCAUUUAACUCAGAUUGUGUUGAAGUUCUUGCAAUGCUUUCAUUGAACUAUUAUUCUUGGAUCAUCU